This is a messenger RNA of Xenopus laevis (African clawed frog), 3913 nucleotides long. RefSeq names its product disks large homolog 4 (gene dlg4.S). Gene Ontology annotation, molecular function: transferase activity; protein kinase binding; ionotropic glutamate receptor binding. Gene Ontology annotation, cellular component: postsynaptic density membrane; membrane; basolateral plasma membrane. The record is from RefSeq and is a predicted model, not a curated record. Gene Ontology annotation, biological process: postsynaptic neurotransmitter receptor diffusion trapping; receptor localization to synapse; receptor clustering. Lineage: Eukaryota; Metazoa; Chordata; Amphibia; Anura; Pipidae. The transcript is spliced from 22 exons. Bases 1082 to 3241 code for a protein of 719 amino acids.
UGUCUCUGUGUUCCCAGCUUCCAGCAGAGAUGUGGUGUGAAUGUUAAACACACAGGCUGUCUGCACUCCCUCCUCACUGUCACUUUCCUUGCAUAGGGCACAGGCCCUGAUUUAUAACAUUGCAAACACUCUAUCUAUCUAUCUAUCUAUCUAUCUAUCUAUCUAUCUAUCUAUCUAUCUAUCUAUCUAUCUAUCUAUCUAUCAGUGUGAGGAUGCCUGCAUGUCUAGACUGUAAGCUUCUGGGUUUAGAGGAGCCUUUCCCAGCAUUUUGCACGAUUUGAGUGAAAAUGUAUUUGCAAUGCAGAGGAUGAUUCUGCAAAAUCUAUAGUCAGACAGAACCUGAGGAAAGCAGAGAUUUGGCACCAGCUGAUGUUGUCUCCCAAAGUAUCCAGGAGACUGAUGAAGCAGAGGAUUCUGUGAUGGAAGUUGCAGAGGUGCCAUCUACACAAGAGCAGCCUCAGACACCAGCAGUCACAGUAGAAGAUGGGUUCCAGGUUGUGCAGAAGAAAAAAAAUCAAAUAAAAGAAAUAUCAAUGUGCAGGAGAAAAGGAAAAGCACCAGUGAUGAUGUAGGUCAGUUACCCUAUAAAAUCACCUCUGGCAGGUUUGAAGUUUUUGAAUCCUGUACUGAAGAGAAAGGUGAACAUGAACUUGAGAGAUCACAGUAUUGGAGGAACUGCCUGAGAGACAUGAUGAACCCCUGUCCUCUUCAGUUAAAAGAUGGGACUCACAAGGUGACAAUGUUGGCAAGCGGAAAAAAAAAUCUUUUUGAGUUAACAGGUUCCAAUGACCCUAAGGAUCAGCUCACUUAUAUGUGAACAGUGUAAGGUCCAUUGGUAGGAGGGAGCUGAUCUAUAGUGCCCUAAAGACUGUGUCCUUUCUUUUAUACAGUAAACAAGGCUUAAAGACAAUAAUGAUGAGUUUUGUGCUAAAAGUUGGGGCCUUCCUUUAGGUCCUUUGGACUGGAUGAGUAUGACAUGAUUUGUCAUUGGAUAAGAUAAUUGAGAUCUAUCCUGAAAUAUCGUUACCAGGAUGAUGACUCUCCGCCCCUAGAACACAGUCCUGCCCACCUGGCAAAUCCCAUGAAAGCUCCUGAGCUUGUUCAUGUGUCCGAAAAAAACCUUUCCCAGAUCGAGAACGUGCAUGGAUACGUGUCCCACUCACAUAUCUCCCCAAUGAAGGCCAGUUCUCCCCCUGUCAUUGUAAAUGCAGAUACACUGGAAGCACCGGCAUAUGUGAAUGGAACAGAAGCUGAAAUGGAAUAUGAAGAGAUCACAUUAGAGAGAGGUAAUUCAGGUUUAGGGUUCAGCAUCGCUGGCGGCACCGAUAAUCCCCAUGUAGGGGACGACCCCAGUAUCUUCAUCACCAAGAUCAUUCCAGGGGGAGCUGCUGCUCAGGACGGGCGUCUCAGGGUGAAUGACAGCAUACUGUUUGUGAAUGACGUGGAUGUGAGGGAGGUUACUCACAGUAUUGCGGUGGAAGCUCUGAAGGACGCCGGAUCCAUCGUGCGUCUAUACGUGAUGCGCAGAAAACCCGCUUCUGAGAAAAUCAUCGAGAUCAAACUUAUCAAGGGACCCAAAGGUCUGGGCUUUAGCAUUGCUGGGGGAGUGGGCAAUCAGCACAUCCCAGGGGAUAACAGUAUCUACGUCACCAAGAUCAUUGAGGGGGGAGCGGCACACAAGGACCUGCGCCUACAAAUCGGAGACAAGAUCCUUGCGGUGAAUAACGUGGGUUUAGAAGAUGUCAUGCAUGAGGAUGCGGUGGCUGCUCUGAAGAACACCUCGGAUAUUGUGUACCUCAAGGUGGCCAAGCCAACCAACGUCUAUCUCAAUGAUUCCUACGCUCCACCUGAUAUCACCACCUCCUACUCCCAGCAGUUGGACAGUGACCUCUGUCACCCGAGUUACCUGGGCCCUGAAUAUGCACCGAUAAUGACCCCGACGUCCCCCAGGCGGUAUUCCCCCAUUCCCAAGGAGCUGAUGGGAGAAGAGGAGGUUCCCAGGGAACCUCGCAGAAUUGUCAUACACCGUGGAUCUACUGGCCUGGGAUUUAAUAUUGUCGGAGGAGAAGAUGGAGAAGGGAUCUUUAUCUCAUUUAUUCUGGCCGGGGGACCAGCCGACCUUAGCGGAGCCCUUAGAAAGGGAGACCAGAUCAUGUCUGUGAAUGGAGUAGACUUGAGGAGUGCUACACAUGAACAGGCUGCACUUGCUUUGAAGAACGCAGGACAGACAGUUACUAUCAUAGCCCAAUAUAAACCAGAAGAGUACAGCAGGUUUGAAGCCAAAAUUCACGAUCUACGGGAGCAGCUGAUGAACAGCAGUCUGGGCUCUGGAAGUGCUUCUCUGCACAAUGCCAAUGGUGCAAAGAGAGGCUUCUACAUCAGGGCACUUUUUGACUAUGACAAGACCCGGGACUGUGGCUUCCUGAGCCAGGCUCUCAGCUUUAAGUUUGGGGACAUCCUCCAAGUCAUCGAUGCGACAGAUGAAGAGUGGUGGCAAGCCCGCCGUGUUCUGCCAGAGGGGGAGGAGAUUGGAUUCAUCCCCAGCAAGAACAGGGUUGAGAGGAGAGAAUGGUCUCGACUGAAGGACCGAAGCUCAGGAGGGUCUCAGAGUCGAGAGGAGACAGUGCUGAGCUAUGAGGUUGUGGUUCAAAUGGAAGUGCAUUAUGCUCGUCCUAUUAUAAUCCUGGGCCCAGGGAAGGACAGGGUUAAUGAUGACCUGCUCUCCGAAUUCCCUGACAAGUUUGGCUCCUGUGUCCCACACACGACCCGCCCCAAGAGGGAUUAUGAAGUGGACGGGAGAGAUUAUCACUUUGUUUCUUCUCGGGAGAAAAUGGAAAAGGACAUUCAGAGCCACAAAUUCAUUGAGGCGGGACAGUAUAAUGGGCACCUGUAUGGCACCAGUGUGCAGAGCGUCAGGGAGGUGGCCGAGCAGGGGAAGCACUGCAUUCUGGAUGUAUCCGCUAACGCAGUAAGGCGCCUGCAGGCUGCACAGCUCCAAGCAAUUGCCAUUUUUAUACGGCCCAAAUCUCUGGAGAAUAUCCUAGAAAUUAACAAACGUUUAACAGAGGAACAAGCCAGAAAAACCUACGAGAGAGCCACCAAGCUUGAGCAGGACUUCACAGAGUGUUUCUCAGCGGUGGUGGAGGGGGAUAGCUUUGAAGAGGUCUACCAUAAAGUUAAGGGGAUUAUCGAGGACCUCUCAGGGCCCUACAUUUGGGUUCCAUCUCGUGAGAGACUUUAAAAUCUGCCUCCACCUUCAAACCCACCAGAAACCAGCGGAGUGUCCCCUUCCCUCGGAGCGUGUUACAUCGGGGGACAGUAAGGCACUUUGGAUGCCCCCCAAGGCCUUUACAACUUGCCGCCCUUCUCCAGGGUGCCUUAUCUCUAAACGUGGGUGAAAUCCUCCACUCCUGCUCUUCUGAUUUUACACAGCUCCUUGGGGGAGUGGUUUCCUUCUGACUUUCCCCUGCGGUAUGAAGUGGGUGGGGCUUUCUCUGGCCUCGCCCAGUGCAGUGGGUGGGGCCUGGUGUACAAAGAGACUUUAGUCCAGUUUUUUAUCUCGCUGUCUGCGUUUAUCUUGUGCAUGCGUCUUACACUGGAGGAGGGGGUCUAGAUUAAUGGACAGAGACCCCGUUAUCGCCCCCAUACUGCACACAGAAGAAGUGAGGUUCAGUUUGGACAAGAUUGCCGCAGUAUGUGGCGGGAGAUUCUCAAAUGUCUCAGAGCUUUUCUUUCCUCCCCUUUCAUAAUGAGAAUAAAAUCUCUCACCUCUCAUAAGGGGGAGAAUCAAAUAGUCACACAAGGGAGAGGAGUAAGGGGAAGGGGAAUUCUGGCUCGGGCAGAAGAGAACAUUCAGUACAGUAAUAAAAAAAUAAAACUAUUUUAUGUGGAUAAAUAAAAUGUUAUAUAUUUA